Ilex paraguariensis (yerba mate) is the source of this 2187-nucleotide messenger RNA. Lineage: Eukaryota; Viridiplantae; Streptophyta; Magnoliopsida; Aquifoliales; Aquifoliaceae. The record is from the annotation of a GenBank genome assembly.
CUACACUCGUGUCUCUACACUCUCUCUCCCUCCCAAUAUCGACAUCAACAAACUCACUAUCUUCCAAACGAAAGGGACGAGCACAGAGUUAAUGAAUAAGAACGAACUCCCUCCAUUAAUACCAGAAGAAGUGGAAGAAAACGACGGCGAUACCACGUAACCAACUAGGCAAGAGGUGGCGUGUCGUCUCCGGCGUGGGAUAGCUUUCCUCUCUGUCCUACAUUUUGAUUCCCUUCCUUCAUAAUCUGUUUUUACAAAGCGGGUAAGCAACAAUCAGAAAACAAAAAAAGCAUCAAAACAAGCCGAAGCAACAGCGAUGGGAAUGUUUCAAGAAAGUGUUUUAUAAAAACACUGUCCUUAAAGCAAAAAACAAGAGUUCAAAGGAGGGAGCUGGAAGCUGUUGCGAACAUGAGAGAAACUGAAAUUCUGAUUGUUUUGGUUUUGGUGGUUGGAGUUCUUGCUACGACGUCGUUUCCCGCCAAUGUGACGUACGAUCAUCGGGCGUUGGUUAUCGACGGCCAGCGGAAACUCUUGAUUUCCGGCUCUAUUCACUAUCCUCGCAGCACUCCCGACAUGUGGCCGGACCUUAUUCAGAAAUCGAAAGACGGAGGUUUGGAUGUAAUCGAGACUUACGUUUUCUGGAACUUGCAUGAACCAGCUCGAAACCAGUAUGAUUUUGAAGGCAGAAAUGAUUUGGUUAAAUUUGUGAAACUGGUGGCUGAAGCUGGUCUUUACGUUCAUCUGCGGAUUGGUCCUUACGUCUGUGCUGAGUGGAACUAUGGAGGAUUUCCUCUUUGGUUGCAUUUUGUGUCCGGAAUUAAGUUUCGAACUGAUAAUGAGCCAUUCAAGGCAGAAAUGAAACGAUUCACGGCCAAGAUUGUGGACAUGAUGAAGCAAGAAAAUCUCUAUGCAUCCCAAGGCGGACCCAUUAUCUUAUCUCAGAUUGAGAACGAGUAUGGGAACAUUGAUUCAGCAUAUGGGCCAGCUGGCAAAACUUAUAUCAAGUGGGCAGCAACCAUGGCAACUUCUUUGGAUACAGGGGUGCCCUGGGUGAUGUGCCAGCAAGCAGAUGCUCCUGAUCCAUUGAUUAACACUUGCAAUGGGUUUUACUGCGACCAAUUCACCCCAAAUUCUGAUAAGAAACCAAAAAUGUGGACUGAGAAUUGGACGGGAUGGUUCCUUGCAUUUGGGGGUGCUGUCCCCUAUAGACCUGUGGAAGACAUUGCUUUUGCUGUAGCACGUUUUUUCCAGCGAGGGGGAACCUUUCAGAAUUACUAUAUGUACCAUGGUGGAACUAACUUUGACCGGACUAGUGGUGGACCUUUCAUUUCCACAAGCUAUGAUUAUGAUGCUCCAAUUGAUGAGUAUGGACUUCUUAGACAACCGAAGUGGGGCCACCUAAAAGAUGUUCAUAAGGCCAUAAAGCUUUGUGAAGAGGCAAUGUUAGCAACUGAUCCAACAAUAACUUCUUUAGGCUCAAAUUUAGAGGCCGGUGUUUACAAAACUGGAUCAGGGUUAUGCUCUGCUUUUCUUGCCAACUUUGGUACCCAAUCGGAUGCAACUGUGAAUUUUAGCGGCAAUUCAUAUCGCUUGCCUGCAUGGUCUGUGAGCAUCUUACCUGACUGCAAGAACGUAGUGCUUAAUACUGCAAAGAUAAAUUCCAUGACGACGAUUCCACGAUUCUCCACUCUAUCUUUGAAAGAUGGCAUCAGCUCUGAAGCAUUCCCGGAUGAUUGGAGUUGGGUUAAUGAACCAGUGGGUAUCUCCAGUAACAGUGCAUUCAAUAAACUUGGAUUGUUGGAGCAAAUAAAUACUACAGCCGAUAUAAGUGACUAUCUGUGGUAUUCACUUAGCACUGACAUUACAGGUGAUGAGCCUUUCCUUCAAGGUGGAUCUCAAACAGUUCUUCAUGUGGAAUCACUUGGCCAUGCCAUUUACGGAUUUAUUAAUGGGAAGCUUGCAGGGAGUGGAAAAGGCAGUUACAACAAUCCCAAGGUUACCAUUGAGGUUCCUGUCACACUCAUACCUGGAAAAAACAGAAUCGAUCUCUUAAGUUUGACUGUGGGACUUCAGAAUUAUGGCGCAUUCUAUGAUUUAUCGGGUGCUGGGAUCACCGGUCCAGUGCAGCUCAAAGGCUCAAAAAACAACUCUACUAUUGACCUCUCGUCAAAGCAAUGGACGUACCAG